AUGUCACUUUUAUGCGCAUAUAGCGACAGUGAAGGUGAAGAAGAAGAAGAAGAAGAAAAAAAAAUCAACAUUAAGGGAGAUAAUGAAAAUUUUAAACAAGAAAAAGAAGAAGCAGAUGAAGAUGAUAAAUUAUCAAUUUUAAAAGUUACUGAAAAACCAUAUGGAUUAUUAGUUACUGAAGAAACAACAUCUAUUGAUGAAACUGGUAAAGGUGAAGAUUAUAAUUAUAAAGAUGAAGAUCAAAAUGAUAAUAGUAACAACAACAAUAAUCAUAGUAAUAGUAAUAAUAGUAACAAUGAAAAUAAUGAUGAAAUGUCAUAUCAAAUAGCAGAUACAGAAAGUGAUAAAUUAAAUCAUUGUCAUACAAUAAUUCAUACAAUAAUAGAGAAUAAAGAAUAUCAACCUAAAGAACUACAAGAACCUGACACACCAUCUAGAUUACAAUCACCAGCAUAUGUAUCAACACCACCACAUUCAAAAGAUCCAUACUUUCAUAACCUUUCACCAAAAAUUUCAAUAAUAACGGCAGAUACAAUUUUAAAAAGUAAAAUAAAACAAAAUAUUGAUACUUCAUUUAUCCCAGAAGCACCAAAAGAUAGUCAAGUUGAUUUUGGACUUAAAGAGAAAAUCAUUAGAUAUCAUAAAAUGAAACAAGAUGGUAUAAGUAUAAAUCAAGCAUUAAGAAACUCUUCAUCAUUUAAAAAUCCCUCAGUAAUUGAAAAGUUAAUAUCAUUUUGUGAAAUCGAUGAAUUAGGUUCAAAUUAUCCUCUCUCACAAUUUAAUCCCCAUUCCUACCCUCUUGAUGAUUAUUAUAAACCAUUAAAUGAGAAACAAAGGAAAAUGGAUGAAAAAAGAGAAUUUGAAAGAAUUAAUAGAAUGAAAAUAGAUUUUGUACAAAGUGAAAUAAAUAAUAAUAAUAAUAGUAUUAAUAAUAAUAAUAUUAAUAGUAAUAAUAAUAAUAAUAAUAUAGCGAAUCCUACACCCUCUAUUCCAACCAAUACAGCACCAAAAAAAAAAUAUAAUAAAUGGGAAAAGGAAAAGCACAAGCAAAAACAAUUACAACAACAAAAAUCAAAAGCAACCUUUAUAUCAGCCGCCCCCUCAAUAGCGGAAAAUCCAACUCCAACUAAUACCACAACAACUUCAGUUAUAAAUAAAAGUGAAAGUUUGAUGAAACGAUUUAGGACAAAUGGUUUCUAA
Messenger RNA from Dictyostelium discoideum AX4, 1200 nucleotides. RefSeq lists its product as hypothetical. The record is from RefSeq and is a predicted model, not a curated record. The transcript has 3 exons. Lineage: Eukaryota; Evosea; Eumycetozoa; Dictyosteliales; Dictyosteliaceae. Gene Ontology annotation, biological process: regulation of DNA-templated transcription. The coding region runs from base 1 to 1200 and encodes 399 amino acids.